This is a messenger RNA of Orbilia oligospora ATCC 24927, 1851 nucleotides long. RefSeq lists its product as uncharacterized. Lineage: Eukaryota; Fungi; Ascomycota; Orbiliomycetes; Orbiliales; Orbiliaceae. The transcript has a single exon. The coding region runs from base 1 to 1851 and encodes 616 amino acids. The record is from RefSeq and is a predicted model, not a curated record.
AUGGCCUAUUACAUCCCACAACUUACAAAUAGCCUGCCUAGCGAUAGGGCAAUAGUCGCCUUCAGCAUCAGGACUCCAAAUGAAACUGCUACUGUUCAUUUAGUCGGUUCUUGGGAUAAUUUUUCGGCGCCUCUUCUCAUGGGCAAGGACUUCAAGUCAAACACUGGGGCUUGGAAAAUCUGUCUUGGGUCUUCCAAAUACGGUGCAGGAGCAUCAAUUGACGGCCUCAAGAUGGGUGGCAGAUACACAUAUUACUUUGUCAUCAAUGGGCAUAUUCAGAUGCCUGAUCCCACGGUGGCGGAGCGUGUGGUUGACCCUCGCAGCGGAACAAUCUGUAGCAUUUUCAAUGCCCCGUUCCAAGUCGCUGCAGGCCAAAAAGUGAUCGCUGGCAGCCCGGAACUUGCGACCACUGAGAGCUUUGCGCGAGAACUAUCAGCUUGUAAACAGAGACAAAGCCAAAAGGCAUACCCAUUCAACCUUAACCAGAACGACGAAUAUGCCAUCCUUGGGAAACCGGGUUCAGCUUCUAAUAGAGCUAAUGCCCCCCAGCGACCAACCGUUGUGAUACCGAACGGAUCACAGCAAACCCAAACUAGCCCUAUUUCAGCCGUUCCAUCUUUGACACCCUCUUCUGGACUCAACAGUGCUGUUUCGCCGACUUCUGUAGGUACACCAUACUCUGGAAGGCUUAACCUACGCUCUAAGAGAAGCUUUGGAUUCGGAUUCAGUAGAUCGAACAGUGUUCGUGAACUUGGAGAGCGGACAUCCACCCCAUCGGAAGUGGGAAAGAAGCGCGGAUUCCACCUCAAGACUCCUAGCAUCCCAUCUAUCUCGAAUCUUAUCAAUUAUAACUCCUCAAAACCUCGCUCCGGCUUUCCGGUGAUUAGUAAUCCUAUCCCGCAAGAUUUCGAUAGAUCGUAUCACACUGGUGGACUUUCUCGUUCUUCGUCCGCGGCUUCGAGGCGUCAAGCACAGUGCACUGGCCUUGGUAUCAAUAUGGCUUCUUGUCAAUCUUCGCGAUCCUCGCUCAUCGAGGACGACGAACAGGAGAUCCUCGAGGCACAGGAUCAUGCGUAUAGCGCUGUCAGAUCCCGCAAGAUGGCUUCCUCUAUCUCUCGGCCAUUGUCUGUUGCAAGCACCACGAUUUCUGACAGCCCGUCUUUGACGCAGAGCGAGUUCUCAGUAGAAUCGUCGCCCAGUCCAGUCGAUGACACCAGUAGCAUUUCCAGCAGCCCGAUGCAAUCUUUCGAUAGCGAUGUUGAGAUCGAAACAGAUGACGAGGAAGAGAACGUGGCAGCCGCCAUCAUGGCGACUAAGCUCCAAAUCGGUGGCAAGUACGCAUAUAGCGGGCUUGACACUGUCCGAGUUGAUGAUCUCGCUGAUAUGGAAAAUUGGUACCGCUCUGCGGCUGGAAAGUCAAGAUCCUCCCGACAUUCUCGGAGCACGCGUUUCAGCGAUGUUUCGUGCGCCACCCGAUUUGAGGAGUCUCAAGACGACUUGUACCCUACUCAAACCUCAUCUGUCAAUCGAUCUUGGCCGUUAGAAUCCAAAUCUAGACGUCUAUCCCCGAGCCUGCCGGUUCAUGCUCCAAUGCCAGUGAGGCCAGAAGCCGAGGCUAUCGUUGCCAUUGAAUCCAUGGAGGUACAGGCAGAAGCGAGAUUGCGAUCACUCAUUCGAUCAUCAUGGGGUCGAUUUGACUAUGUUGAAAUCGGAUCCGAAUCUAUCUCUGAAGAAUACCAAAAUUAUCUCGCAGAACUUAAUUACCUCCGCCGCGAAGUCGAAGACCUUAGGCGAGAGAAGGAAUACUUCUACAGACACCUGCCAAUUACAGAGAAAACCCUCUAUUAUUAA